This is a messenger RNA of Centruroides sculpturatus (bark scorpion), 4795 nucleotides long. Its product is annotated as utrophin-like. Gene Ontology annotation, molecular function: protein binding. The annotation marks the transcript as partial. The record is from RefSeq and is a predicted model, not a curated record. Gene Ontology annotation, cellular component: plasma membrane. The transcript has 34 exons. Gene Ontology annotation, biological process: synaptic signaling. NCBI's taxonomy places the organism in Eukaryota, Metazoa, Arthropoda, Arachnida, Scorpiones, Buthidae.
AACAAGUGGUUGCGAAUGUGGGUGAUAAUGCCGCCUUGCUAUAAUGUAUCUCGGUCUGUGUGCAGCGGAAGGUCACGAGUUAGAAGUUAAGACGUCGCAUUCCUGGCGAGGCCAUCUUUGACUUUCAAAACACACGUGACAAACUAUGCACGCACUCCAAGGUGCAUUGGCUUUUCUGUUGUGGGCUAAAUGAAGUCAAUUAAUAGAACGUCCCUCAAUAUUAUGUUUCCUAAUGUUGAAAACAGUUAAAAUGUAAAUAAAAGUAAACUUCUAAGAAGUAUAUCUAGAGAAUACUGAAAACAAAGCUUGCAUUAAAAGGCAAAUAAUAAUGUCGGAAAAUGAGGCAGCUGUAGAAGACUGCCUCGAUCUAAGUCUAAUAGAAGAACAAUUCUGCCAAAGAAUUAAAGAAAUUCGUGAUGAAAGGGAAGAUGUACAAAAGAAAACUUUUACAAAAUGGAUUAAUUCUCAACUUGUUAAGACUAACCAACCAUUAAUCAAAGAUUUAUUUGAAGAUUUAAGAGAUGGAACUUGUUUAUUAUCAUUGUUAGAAAUAUUAUGUCAAAAAGAACUGCCAAGGGAGAAAGGGCGCUUAAAAUUGCAUCAUCUUAAUAAUGUUGGACGUGCCUUAAAAGUACUUGAAGAAAACAAUGUAAAACUUGUCAACAUAAGUACCAAUGAUAUUGUUGAUGGAAAUCCAAAGCUCACAUUAGGUUUAGUUUGGAGUAUCAUUUUACAUUGGCAGGUUCAUGGAAUAUUAAGAAGUGUAGCUCAUGAAAGCCAACAAACUAAUCUUGAAAAAACUCUUUUAGCGUGGUGCAGAGAUGCAACUAAAGGGUAUGCUGGAGUUGAUAUUCGCAAUUUCACAACAAGUUGGAGUGAUGGACUUGCAUUUAAUGCAAUUAUCCAUCAUUUUCGACCUCACACUUUUGAAUAUGAAUCACUAUUACGAAAAGAUGCAAAUUUUCGACUUGAACAUGCCUUCAGUUGUGCACAUAAAUUUUUAGGAAUUGAAAGGUUACUUGAUCCUGAAGAUGUAAAUACUUCCCGUCCUGAUAAAAAGUCUGUGAUGAUGUAUGUGAUGUGUUUUUUCCAAGCUCUUCCUCAUCAUAACAUUCCAUUGAGAAGAUUACAUUCAAGUGAAGUGUCAGAUUCUGAAGUUUCUGAAGGUGAACAUGGUCACACUACAGGCAUUAAUGAUGUAGCUGCUUAUCAAAACACAUUAGAAGAAGUUCUUACCUGGUUACUUGGUGCAGAAGAAAGACUUAAUCAAGAAGGCCCAAUAAAGGGCAGUGUUGAAGAAAUCAAACAGUUAUUUCAUAUUCAUGAAGAAUUUAUGUUAGAACUCACUCAGUAUCAAAUUGGAAUUGGAGAAGUCCUACAAAAAGGAAAUACUUUAGUCAGCCAAGGUAAAGUGAGUUUUGAUGAACAAGAAGAAAUACAAAUGCAAAUUGAACUUUUAAAUAGCAGAUGGGAAGAUCUUCGUUUGAAAGCUAUGGAUCGUCAAAGCAAGUUAGUUGAAUAUUUAAUAUCAUUAUUCAUCGAUGUCAUAUUAACUAGCAGAGACAUGCAUAAAAUCCAGAAAGAUGUAGAACAACAACAAGAAGUUGUUAAUUCACUUUCUAAUAUGGUGGUUGUGGUAGAUGAAAAUUGUACAGAUAAUGUUUAUGCAGCAUUAGAAGAUCAAUUAGCAGCCUUAGGAGAAAGAUGGGCUCAUGUUUGUCGUUGGGUAGAAGAAAGAAGUAAUAAACUUCAAUCAAUUACACCUGCUUGGCAACAAUUAGAAGAAGAAGAAUCAUGUUUUGUUCAGUGGUUGCAAUGUAAAGAACAGCAGUUAUGUGAUAUGGAACAUUCAAAUUCUUCUGAUUCAUCUGUAAUUCUUGAUCAUGUAAAACAGCUGCAAAGUAUUGAAAAGGAUAUGGAUAUUCAACACAAACUUCUUAAUCAGAUAACAGAAAGAGCUCAACGAAUUAUGGCAAAUUUAGAAAGUGGUUGCUUAGCUGUGAUGGAAAUAACUCAUAAAUUAGAAAAAUUAGCCCAUCGUUGGGAUAAUUUAAUACAACAAAUGGAAAAUUUAAGUAAAAAAUAUGCAAGACAUGAAGCAACACGUGAUCUUGAAACAAUGAAAACUAUUUCAGUCAUCAAUCAAUACAGAAAACAUGUAUCAAAUAAACAUGAAGAUAAUUUAAGUUUCCUAUCAUCACAUGAAGGUGGAGCAAAAAAACGACGUUUAGACAGUCUUCGUGUUAAAGAGUGGCAGCAUAAUCUGGAAACUUUGACACAAUGGUUUGAUAAAAUUGAAGAAACCUUAGGUGUAACAGAAGAGGAACAGAAUCAUUUUCUGUGGGAUAAGUUUCCUAUUGAUGAGCAACAAUUAUUAUUACAGAAUAUUGAAAAAGAAAUAACCUCUCAUGAAGAAGAAGUGGAAAUGGUUUUGAAACAAGGAAGACAAGUUAUUGAUGAUUUGAAAUCUGUGAGAGAAGAAACUGGGACUGUACAUAGUGUAAUACAAGAAAUUGAAAAAAGAUGGAAAGAUCUUCAGAAUGCUGUUUUUAAACAACAACAACUAAUAGAGAAAAGCAUGGAAAUAAAAAGAUUGCAAAAUGAAUUAAAAAUUUUACAACAAUUUUUAAAUUCUCAUUCAAAUUGGAUAGAAUCCAAUAAACAUAUCAUUCAUUCUUCACAAUCUGAAGAGUUAAGAAGAUUUAUGGAACAAUGCAAGUUAAGACUUCAUUCAAUUAAAAAUCAAGAAGAAAAAGUUGCCAGUUUACAAGAUGAAUCAAGAAAUCUUCAAAUGCAUUCAAUUACUACCUCAUCAGACUUAUUUAAAGAAGUGGAACAAUUUAUUCUGCAAUGGGAGUCAGUUACUAAAAGUUUAUGUAUGUAUUGUUUACUAUUAAAAGAGAUUCAAACAACAGUUAUUGAAGAAGAAGCAAACCUUCAAGAUGUAAACUGCACUGCUGAACAACUACUACAGAGUGAAGAUGGAGCAAUUUGGGUUUCAGAUAUGGAAAAGAAACUACAUAAUUUAAAUGAACGUUGGUCAAAUGUUACUUCUUUAAUUGAGGAAAUUCAAGGAAAAUUAGAGACUACAAUUUUCCAGUUGAAACAAUUACAGGAAGAAAUGGAUGGAUUGUCAAGUUGGAUGGAAGAAGUUACUGUAUUUUUAAAUGCAGAGGAUGCUGCUCUUGGUAAUAUUGAAACAUUACAAGCACAAUUGGAACAGAGCACUGCUUUACAAGAUGAUAUCAAAACACUGCAACCAAAUUUGGAUAGCAUUAAUUCAUCUGGGAAAGAAUUAUUGAAAAAUGCAGAAACAGAGUAUGGAACUAAAUUAAGAAAGCAGCUUUCUGAGUUGAAUUGCAAUUGGGAAAAGAUAGUAAAGCUGGCACAUGAAAAAAAUCAGACUUUACAAGAUGCAUUAAACAGAAGUCAAAAUAUACUUAUAAGAAUUAAAGAAUUUUCUGAAUGGGUUAUUAAUGCAGAAAAAGAGCUCCAUCAAGAUUCAGUGGUAAAGACUUCAAUUGAAUUGCAGCAAAAAGUUAAAAAGUUGCAGAAUUUUAAAGAAAAACUGGAAACAAAAAAUUCCAUUUAUCAGCAAUUAUCUGAUGUUGUUGAAAGUAUUUCAAAAUCAUCAACUAAUAAUUCAGAAGAAAUGAUUGCAGAAUUUUCAAAUUUAAAAAAGAAGUGGAAUGAUAUAAUGAAAAAAGCUCAGGAAUUUUAUCAAAAAUAUAAACAAGCAUCAUCUAAAUAUGCAGAAUUUCAUAAUCUAAUGAUGACAGAAAGAGAUUGGUUAGAAAGAUUAGAAAAGAAAUUGAAACGAUCUCCUGAAUCUGCUGCUGAUGCAGAAGAAAUGUCCGAAAAUUUAGAUGAUUUGGAGAAUUAUUUAAGACAUCAUCCACCAGAUAGGAUACCAAGAAUUCAAAAUCUUGGUCAGUUUCUGAUAGAUCAAAGUAUUAUGACUGAUUACAUUAAAGAAGAGCUUCAAAAAGUCAAUCAUAAAUGGAAAGAACUAACUUUAAGGGGCCAUGAACGUCAACAAGUUUUAGAAAACAGUAUUGUUCAAGCACAACAGUGUGAAAGGAAAAUUUUAAAUCUUCAAGGAUGGAUUUCUCAUAUUGAUACUGUACUUCAGAAUCGUUUAGAUAAUGAUAUUUCAGCUCAAGAUGUUCCAGAAGAAGUUUCUCAAUUACAAAUAGAGUUUGCUGAUAAGGAAAAUGAUAUUAAAGAUUUGAAUGAACAUAUCAAACAUUAUGAGACACAGGGUCGUACAGAAGCAGCGUCACGUUUAGAAGAACAACUUACUCUUAUUAAGGAACAAUAUGAAGAAAUUUUAUCACAGUUUAAAAGAUUUCAAAAACCAUCAGAUUUUGAUUCUAAGUUAAGUAGAGUAAUAAAAAUGCUUGAUGAAAUAGAGCAAGGAUUGCAUAUCAUGGAAGUAACUUGUCAUGAAUCUGCUGCCAUUCAAGAUCAGUUGGAACAAUGUAUGCACUUUUAUAAACUACUUAGUGAUAUAAAAAUGGAAGUAGAAUUAUCUAUUCAUCAAGGACGACAAAUCGUAGAAAAGAAUCAAACUGAUAAUCCAAAAGAAUUGAAUCAGAAGUUAGAUCAUUUGAAAAGUCAUUAUAAUCAGCUUGGAGCAAAGGUAACAGAAAAUAAAUCCAAAUUAGAAACUGCUCUACAAACCAGUAAGAAGCUUGAAACAGAAAUUACAGAAUUAGAAGAGUUACUAGAUUCAAUAGAAAGUGAAUUAUUAAAUGAGAAAAGAAAAAAAAAUUGCCCAGUUGACAAAAAUAUU